This is a messenger RNA of Eremothecium cymbalariae DBVPG#7215, 1494 nucleotides long. It is a transcript of the gene LPD1, whose product is annotated as dihydrolipoyl dehydrogenase. Gene Ontology annotation, molecular function: dihydrolipoyl dehydrogenase (NADH) activity; flavin adenine dinucleotide binding. Gene Ontology annotation, cellular component: oxoglutarate dehydrogenase complex; mitochondrion. The record is from RefSeq and is a predicted model, not a curated record. The coding region runs from base 1 to 1494 and encodes 497 amino acids. NCBI's taxonomy places the organism in Eukaryota, Fungi, Ascomycota, Saccharomycetes, Saccharomycetales, Saccharomycetaceae. The transcript has a single exon.
AUGUUAAAAUCAAUUGUGUGUUCAGCUUCUAAACGUUCGUUACAUCAAUCGACUACUUUGCAAGCCGUUAAGAAGCAGCACGAUGUGGUUGUUAUUGGUGGAGGUCCUGGUGGAUAUGUUGCUGCUAUUAAGGCAGCACAGUUGGGAUUCAAUACAGCAUGCAUUGAAAAGCGUGGAAGUUUGGGUGGCACGUGUUUGAAUGUUGGAUGUAUUCCAUCGAAGGCGCUUUUGAACAACUCGCAUAUGUUCCACCAAAUGAAACAUGAUGCCAAGCAGAGAGGUAUUGAUGUGAAUGGGUCAGUGGAUAUAAAUAUGGGUCAGUUCCAGAAAGCAAAGGACACAGUUGUUAAGCAGUUGACUGGUGGUAUCGAGAUGUUGUUCAAGAAGAACGGGGUUACUUACUACAAAGGUUUGGGCUCUUUUGAAGAUGCGUAUAAUGUAAAGGUUUCCCCAGUUGAAGGUCUCAAGGGGUCCGUUGCUGAGGAUACCAUUUUGAAUGCAAAGAAUAUUAUUGUUGCCACUGGUUCUGAAGUUACUCCAUUCCCAGGUAUUAAGAUUGACGAGGAAAGGAUUGUGUCUUCUACUGGUGCUUUGUCUCUUGCUGAAGUUCCAAAGAAGUUGGCUAUUAUUGGUGGUGGUAUUAUUGGUCUAGAAAUGGGUUCCGUUUACGCUCGAUUGGGGUCCGAGGUCACAGUGAUUGAAUUCCAGCCUCAGAUUGGUGCUACCAUGGAUGGCGAAGUUGCCUCAACCACUGAAAAGUUCUUGAAAAAGCAAGGCUUUUCCUUCAAACUAGGUACCAAGGUUCUUUCUGCUGAGAGAAAUGGCGAUGUGGUUGAUAUCAAGGCAGAAAAUGUGAAAUCUGGAAAGGUAGAAUCCUUGCAGGCUGAUGUUUUGUUGGUCGCUAUUGGUAGAAGGCCAUACUUUAACGGCCUAAACGCUGAGAAUUUAGGUCUCGACAUCGACCAACGUGGCAGGUUGGUCAUUGACUCUCAGUUUAGCACUAAAUUCCCUCAUAUCAAGGUUAUCGGUGACGUUACUUUUGGUCCAAUGUUAGCCCACAAAGCAGAGGAAGAAGGUAUUGCGGCAGCGGAAUAUAUCAAGUCUGGUCAUGGCCAUGUAAACUACGCUAAUAUUCCUUCAGUGAUGUAUUCUCACCCAGAGGUUGCGUGGGUAGGUAAGACUGAAGAACAACUAAAGGAAGCUAGCAUCUCUUACAAAGUCGGUAAGUUCCCAUUCAUGGCCAACUCUAGAGCAAAAUCCAACUUGGAUACUGAAGGCUUUGUCAAGAUCUUGAUCGAUGCUGAAACUGAGCGUCUGCUAGGUGCCCAUAUUGUUGGUCCAAACGCAGGCGAAAUGAUUGCUGAAGCUGGCUUGGCUUUGGAAUAUGGUGCUUCUGCUGAAGAUAUUGCCAGAGUCUGCCACGCACACCCAACUCUAUCUGAGGCAUUCAAGGAAGCAAACUUGGCCGCCUUCUCAAAACCUAUUAACUUUUGA